Molecule: messenger RNA, 2085 nt
Organism: Aureobasidium melanogenum CBS 110374
Lineage: Eukaryota; Fungi; Ascomycota; Dothideomycetes; Dothideales; Saccotheciaceae
Exons: 4
Coding region: 1-2085 (694 amino acids)
Source: RefSeq, a predicted model, not a curated record
AUGGACAGUUCUGUCCCCAGCCCUCCUGAGACCAAUUCGCUCAAAAGAAAGUCACCUAUCGACGACACAUCGUCCCUCGAUCUACAGCUUCUACGAACCUUGGUAUUUGACACUAUUAUCGCUCGGCUCAAAGCACUCAACAUUCCGACCUACCACCUCGACAAGCAAAAGUUGAGCUUUGCUCUUCCUACCUCAACGAGCAAUCACUGGUUGACCUUAAUCGAAACUCCAAUUCUUCUUCCAGAUGAUGCUUUCGCCGACAUCAUAGCAUGCACCGAAACCACAGGAGUCAUGAAAGACUGCCCAAAAGGUCAUACAGUCUAUUACAUACGCUCAUGGGAGAUGGAAAUCAGGCAACUCCGUGCCGUUCUUGACCUAUGGAAGCAACAAGGCAAGGACUACCCAGAAGCCGCCGUCUGGGAAGCAAUGAUUGAAGGCAUCACCGAUGAUACAAUUCUUGUUUACAUCCGCUACCUGGGCAAAACCGAACUUACUUCUGGUCAAGAAAGGCACCGUGAUGAUGAGCGAAUGAGAGAUUCUGGAAUGUUUCACGACUUUCGCAGUGAUUGCAAAGCUCUUUGGCCAUCCGUCACGUCAUCGGUCAGAAUAUUCAACGUCGAUGCCUUUGAGCUCAAGCCAGCAAAGUACGGAGCAGCCUACGUUGCACGACCUUCAGUAGAGGAUGUUGACUUACGCGAAAGAGUGCUUAUUGCACUUGUGGGUCAGGCAUCAUCUCUCAACCGUCAGAGCGGAGGCACUCUCGCUGCAUAUCAACCUUCAGACUCCGACAUCGCGACUUUCAAGGGCCUCGGCACGGCUACAUUCUCAAAGCUUGCGGACAAGGCCAUUCAUCAAAAGCCAACAGCAAGUCUUCGCAAACGUGUCGCCGACUGGAUGGACGAUACUUUACGCUUCGCAGCUCAACACUCUGCAGAGUUGGGUCUUGGUGUCAAGAGUCCUCUCAAUCAUCGACACCGCAAAGAGUGGAUUGACCAAGCUUUGCCGACAAGAGUCUUCGGCCACACAUUGAUGGUUGUAAUAGGAGACGACAUGCCACUGCAGUCUCUGGAGAACCCGUUGAACUUCUGGUACCAAAAGGCCAGGUCUGCUCAAAUGAUGAAAGACUUCCUCUCGAGACUCAUGGCAUAUGAACAAGAUCGCUCCGACUGGCAUCCUCUACGCAUGGACCCACUCGUCAAAGCUGGUGUGCUGCCCUUCAUUGAUCACUGCUAUUGGCCCAAUACUACAAACUUGCGAGAGGAGUGCAUCGCCCACACACGUUCAUACUUUGAAGCUUCGCAGCCUCUUCUGGCUCUUACCUUGGGGGGAAUGACCAACAGGUUUGUGAGAACCAACUUUGUCAGCACAUACGAUCAGUCCAUCCGAAGUCUACUGGGUGAGCUUAGAAACUUCACCAUACAGUACUUCACUGAGCCUGGUGAGGUUACUGCUGAUUAUGGCAAGGCUCCGACAGCUGCAAAUCCUAUCAAUCCGGAGCACGCUUUCAUUCAGAUGCCAACAUUCCAUCCGGGUACUGACAGAGUUCUUUUCAAGAUUGAGAAGACGUCAAUUGAGAGCCUACCCCUUACGGGCGUCUUUGUGGGCCUCCUUGUGGGCGCUCUCAGGCUCUCAAUGUACGGCUCUGGUUCCACCGCGCUUCGUCGAGUCAUUGAUAUCAACUUCUGGAAAGUCUGUCUGGCACUUGAAGUUACGCUGGACAUUCUCUACAGAGUCGAGAACGACUCUUCGUUCCGACCAUCCAGGCUGAAAAUCUGUCGUCUGAUACUGGAUCAUGUCGAGCGUCGUUGGCAAGCUAGCGGUGCGGACAUUGUUUUCCAGCAAGCGAAGCAGGAUCUUGAUGCCAUAAAUAAAGGUCAGAAUGGCGGAAAGACCCGAUGGUCGUCCGACGCUACAAGAGCUUUCUCGCGCUCAAUCAAUGGCAGGACUAUCAACAUCACAGCUGCCGGCAAGAUUUCAUUCUUUUGGAAGGACAACACUGGCAGAGAUCGGCAGUUCAGCUUGUCGGCCAGUGCAGGCAUCGUUGCUAAGAAGGGAGAGGAUAAGACAAGGAAAGUGUUCUUGUAA